AUGGCUUAUCUUCUACGCGGAACAGCCUUCAUUACUGGAGCAGGCUCGGGCAUCGGAGCUGGCGUGGCUCGUACGUUCAGCCAGAACGGAAUUUCCAAGCUAGCAUUAAUCGACAUUAAUCCGUCAAGUCUUCAAAAAGUUUCCGAGUCGCUGAGACAAAGAUCUCCCGAUGUAGAACUACUAACAGCAGCUGUUGACGUGACUAACGAAGUACAUGUCGACAAUGCGGUCCAGAAGGCGGCCACUAAGUUCGGUCGUGUGGACAUUGGAGUUAACUGCGCUGGAGUUUGUGAUCCGAAAGAGCCUACUGAUCGAUUGUCCCUGAAGGAUUGGCAGCGGACAAUUAACAUUAACCAGACCGGUGUGUGGCUGUCGCAGAGGGCACUUAUUCGGCAAAUGCUCACUCAGACAUCGCGUGAUAUUCGACAUGGCCGGGGUGUUAUUAUAAACGUCUGCUCUUCGCUAGGCAUUACUGCCUCAGCUACGGGUAUGCCUUAUCCAGCAUACACAUCCUCGAAACACGGCGUGAUGGGGUUCACGAAAAUGGAUGCCAAGUACUACGCUCCCAUUGGGAUUCGCAUAAAUGCAGUCUGCCCAGGAUUUGUGGACACUCCAAUGGUAUUGGGAGCAGGGAAUUCGGGGGUCUUUAAGAAAGAAGUUGAGAGUGCACCAGUAGGAAGAAUAGCCAAUGUGGAAGAGAUCACAGAUUCAAUCUUAUUCCUCGCAUCGCCGAUGAGCAGCUUUAUCUAUGGAGCAGGAUUAGUCGUUGACGGGGGAUAUGGACUCUAG
This is a messenger RNA of Aspergillus welwitschiae, 789 nucleotides long. RefSeq names its product SDR family NAD(P)-dependent oxidoreductase. The transcript is spliced from 6 exons. The record is from RefSeq and is a predicted model, not a curated record. Gene Ontology annotation, molecular function: oxidoreductase activity, acting on the CH-OH group of donors, NAD or NADP as acceptor. Lineage: Eukaryota; Fungi; Ascomycota; Eurotiomycetes; Eurotiales; Aspergillaceae. The coding region runs from base 1 to 789 and encodes 262 amino acids.